Molecule: messenger RNA, 3545 nt
Organism: Betta splendens (Siamese fighting fish)
Lineage: Eukaryota; Metazoa; Chordata; Actinopteri; Anabantiformes; Osphronemidae
Product: gliomedin-like
Exons: 24
Coding region: 10-2787 (925 amino acids)
Biological process (GO): signal transduction
Cellular component (GO): cell surface
Source: RefSeq, a predicted model, not a curated record
GGACAGAUUAUGACAUGUCUACUCCUCCGCAACAGCUCGAGUGCAGUUUCCCCGCGUGACGCGUCUGCGUGUUGGCCGCGUGUCAGAUACGCGCCGCGCGUCUGCGUGGACCCCGGAGCGAGACGAGCACUCUGCGCGCGAGGAGGAGCGUGGACACGGGGCGCAGGCAUGAAGGAGAGCGGCCGACUGGGUCUCGGGCGGAAGGCGCUGGCGGCGGGCGCGUGCGCGUGGCUCCUCGUCGGCUCCGCGGCCCUGCUGCUCCUGCUGCUCCGGCACCGCGAGCUGACGCGGGAGGUGGCGCGCCUGGACGCGCACACGCAGGAGCUGGAGCGGCUCUGCCGGCUGCAGGCGGCCAUCCUGCCCGCGGCACCGGAGGAUGGGGGGGCGAGGAGGCUCCGGCGCAGCAGGAGCGACCAGGAGGAGGCGGAGGGCAAGAAGGACGUGAUGAUGCUGAUGACAUACUCCAUGGUGCCUGUCAAAUCCGUCGUGAACCUGUGCAGCUCUGGAGGAAUUUGUUUAACAGGUCCACCCGGGCCCCCAGGUUUGCCUGGUAGAGCCGGUUCCCCGGGACCUCAGGGUGCGCCCGGGCCGGAGGGGAGACGGGGAAGAAGAGGACCCCCUGGGGAAAAAGGACACCCGGGACCUAAAGGAGAUCCUGGGCCUCUCCGGCUGAAAGGAGAGACCUGCAGCGACAUUCUCAUUGAGGGUCCCCCCGGUCCAAGGGGUCCACCAGGUCCACCGGGUCCAUCGGGUCCAUUCUGUUGUUAUCCAAAUGAAGAAAUAAACACGACCAUGAGAGAACGCACGCACCAGACCAAGAUGUUGAUGGAGUCAGCCCCUCCUCUCUUGACCAGAGAGGCCUUCGGUGAAACAGACAGAGAAAACAUCAGCAGCUCACCACAGGAUAAGAGUGAGUCACCAACGCCACAUGAAGUCUUCAGUGUUACUGAUUCUACAGAACGUCCCGACACAAAUGAAUCAGCAUUACUCCAUCCAGACGAUGGCCACAGUGAUACCAGCACAGUACUGGUCACAAAGGAGCCUGUAACGCCACCGACAGUCCUGUUUUCUGGAGAUGAGAGUCACAACAAUGAUGCGUUCAGGGGCAGUGAUAUUAUCACAAACUCUACAACACAAAGUGAGUUAGUGCCACAUAUUCCAGACUACACACGUGACUGGAUGGAAAUCAACACACAGGAUGCUACAGAAGCUCCGCUUGGCUCAUUAACCAGUGAAGGUUUACAGACACCGACCCCCACUCAUAAUCCUAGAGAUGUCAGUGAGAAACCUCCACAUGUACACGAGGAACCUGAUUCACCAUCAUUUAAUGAGGACUACAGCAAUCACUCAAUGAAUGGCUCCAACCUAGGGAACAUUACUGAUACACCAAUACAAUUAUUAACAGCUCGUCUCUCUGCAGACGAAAACAGCGAAGACCUUAACGGAAACCGAAGCAUCGCUGGUAAACUUAUGGAAAGUGACUCUUCAUACUCGACCCAGGACGAGACAGAUUUGACUGCCAACGAGAGAUGGACACAAACUGACUCUCCACCAACCGCUUACAACUCGGCUGCUUCGGACGUUACGGACUCUGUGCCACAUUUCAACACAUACACGCAACCUGAGCUCGUCCCAUUUAAACACGACAGCAGCAACACAUUUACCCACAGCGACACAGAGAAUGUGACAGAAGUGCCAGUAAUUGUUUUACCAGCUACUGCAGCAUCCUCAACUCCACAGAGACUGGAUGACAGAGACAAUGUUACUGACUCCGAGAAACCUGGAGACACAAAAAAGGAAUCAGAGUUAGUCUCGUUUCAUCAAGACGACAGCCACAACAUCUACAAUGAUACUAACACAGAGAAUGCUACCGAGGCACCAGUGAAACCUUUAACAGGUUUUAAAAGCUCAGGUUCUGUUGAUUUGAUACCAAAGAAUGAUGUCCUCAACACCAGUGGCAACGUUACAGCCAUAAAAAGUGACUCGCCUCCUUCACUAUGGAACGACAGGUUCAAUGUGACCCCCAGUGAGACAUGGAUAAGAACAGAGUGUAACAUUGUCACUGUUAAAUGUAAGGAGAAAGCCACCAAAAUGCAAAGCACGUUCGGAGCCUGGAUGUCAGACGCAGCGCGGCUGAAUCAAAGCCGGUACUGGGUGGCCGAUCAUUUCUCAGGUCGCGUUUUGUUUGAGUACAGGAACAUUUCAGCUUUUCAGAGCAGACACAACAGAACUAUAGACAUCGGAAGUUACUACCAGGGAUGUGGUCACGUUGUUUACAAUAAGUCCUUUUACUUCCACAAAGCAGGAACAAAGAAGCUCAUGAAACUGGACCUGAACACUGGGAGAACAAACACUCUGAGCAUGGAAAAUAGCAGAUAUCGCAGUCUGAGUUAUCUGUUUCAAAACUCGAAAACUUACUUCAAGUUUGCCGUGGAUGAAAAUGGCCUGUGGGUGGUUUUUGCAUCGGACAGCGAUGAUGACACGAUGGUUGCAAAGCUCAACACUGACACCUUCACGGUGGAGUCUGUCAUUAACACUGCAUAUCCCACAACUAAAGCAGGGAACGCUUUCAUUGCAUGCGGGGUGCUGUAUAUCACAGAUAACAGUGACAGAAUGGUGACAUAUGCCUUUGAUUUAAUGAAAGAGACUCCUCUUGGUGUCAAUCUGCAUAUAAGGGCAGAUAGCAGUACUUUGGCUAUGCUGUCAUACAAUCCCAACAAAAAGCUUUUGUAUAUGUGGGACAACAGCAGUGUGAAAUCCUGCAGAGUUAUAAUGGAACCAAGAUAAAAUGCCUGAACUCCAACAGCAGCCUAUUGCUGGUUGCAGUUUAUUGGCUGCUAAAGACAGAGGAAAGUUAUUUUGAGUGUAAAUACGUAAAUAUGACGCAAGCAACACACAACAGGAGCCUUAGCUGAAAGCUUUCGCUUGCCGGACGGCCAGCAGAGCUAAAACAGCGACAGGGUUGGGCCCCAAACGCCUCAGGCUUCACCGUCAAACAUAAACGGAUGUAAUGUAAAGCCACGGCCGACACCUGCUCUUCGAACAUGUCUUCAAUUAAUUUGACACCACUAAUGAAUUCUGCAAGUGUCUGUGUGUGCCUCAUCUGUCAGGGUCACAGUACAGCCUGUUCUCCACCAUCUUUUUAUGUCCAGUAAACAGGGGAUGGCCUGAAAACAAGCUUGUUUAUUGGGGUAAAAAGUUAGAAUCAAUCAAUAACUGUUAAAAGGUCAAUUGGGUUAAUAACAUAUGACUCGUUUUCACAUGACUGCUUUCUUUGUCUCUGUUUACCUCGCAGCUUCCAAGCUGCAAUGGCCGGAAAUGAGGUGCACUGAGGUUUAGCAUGUCUGUAGUUUGAAGGUGAAGGGUGGUGGGUUUAAAAGGAAAAAUAACCAGAAAAUUGUUCACAUAUCAUACACCUGGGGCGCUCAAGAUAAUUAUGACAUGUUUUUCUUUAUAUCACUUGUCUUGCUCUUUUUGAAUUAUUAUAUAAAGUGUGAAAAUAAAAAUGUUUUUUUUCUACUAAUAAAUUUUAAUGUCACAGUAAA